AAUGACAAACCCUACGCGAAGACCGCUGAAUUUUCCCAACAGCUACAUACCUUACUUAGAGAAACACAGGAUUCUAGAACUACUCUACGAAAUCGCGAGAGAGCUGGUGAUCCAAAAGCCGGAAGAUCACGUCCUUUUCAUGAAACAGAUCCUUCAAAAUGCGGCUGCCAGCAGAGAUUGCCCGAGAGUGAUAUUGCUGGGUUCGUCGAAAAUCAACAGAGUCAAAUUGGCGAAAGAAAUAGCAAAACGUACGAGGCAAUACGUGAUAACCUCGAAGGAUAUCGAGCAAUCAUUCGGUGGCAGCAAAUCCAAAGCGAUCACCUACCUUUUAAGGACGAAGAAUCUGGGAGCAUCUGGUUGGAUUUUGGCAGACUGCAUAACGGAAGAGAGUGAAGCCAGAGCACUUGUAAAGCUGGGAGUUCUGCCGACUCAUGUGCUUUAUAUUGUAAGUCCUUCAGAUCCCGAUAUCACUGACUUACUAUACUGUAACGUAGCGUCAAACUGGCCAGAGUUCAGGAGGAAUUUAUUUGGCCUGCGCAACUUAUACCAAAAAACUUUCAACGAGGUGUUGGUAGGCAGUAAACCUUUCGACUCUGUUGUGGAGGAAUGCGUGAGUGUCCUCAAAAAUCGGCGGCCGUUAAAGCGCGUGGUACCCAGACUGAUAAUUCUAGGGCCCAGGGGAUCGGGAAGGAAAACCCAGGCUAAAAUGUUAGCCGAUUCGAUGGGUUUAGUGCACAUAGACUUCGAGUAUGUUUUGUGUCAGGCUUGGAGGGCUGAUACAGAGCUGGGCGCGAGCUUAAGAAAGUGUAAAAGUCAAGUGUGUUUCCAUUCGGAACUGUUAAGCCAGAUAAUAAACAAGAGGGUUUUGAAAGAAGACUGUCUGAAGGGGGGAUGGGUGCUCACUGAAUACCCAUACACGGAUACCGAUUUCAAGUUCCUUGAUCUACUAGACACCCCCCCAAAUAGAGUGGUAAUUCUGGAUUGUGACAUCAACGUGUGCAAGCAAAGGAUUGCUUCUAGCCAAGACAAUAAACAAUCGCAAGAUGCAGCGAAGCUGCUACAAGCUGAGUUCGACUUCUAUCUCGAGCAUUACGGCAGCUUAAGAAAGUACUGUGGAGAUUCGGCAAUUAUAAUCAAGGGCAACCAGAGUGUCAGGUGCGUAAAUGAAGCGAUACGUGCGUAUAUUUUGGGCGCAAAUCCCACUGGACCUCCGAGGAAGGGUUUUACCGAAGAUAUCCCCGAGGUGUGCAGCUGCGACUGCGUCGAUGUACCUGCUCCAGUUAUCGAAGCUUAUAUAUGAUAAAUUGUGGAAUUGUAUGUUUCUUUUUUUACUAGAUUAAGAAGUUUUGUUACAUAGCAGUUUACAAUUGUUUUUGAGGAGCUAGUGACCUGUAUGUUUGGUGAUUUUAUUAAAGCGAAUUGA
This is a messenger RNA of Cylas formicarius (sweet potato weevil), 1423 nucleotides long. Its product is annotated as adenylate kinase 8. Gene Ontology annotation, biological process: nucleoside triphosphate biosynthetic process. The transcript has a single exon. Gene Ontology annotation, molecular function: nucleoside diphosphate kinase activity; ATP binding; AMP kinase activity. Bases 2 to 1300 code for a protein of 432 amino acids. Gene Ontology annotation, cellular component: cytoplasm. Lineage: Eukaryota; Metazoa; Arthropoda; Insecta; Coleoptera; Brentidae. The record is from RefSeq and is a predicted model, not a curated record.